CGCGGGCGGCGGCACUGAGGCGGCUGAGGGUGGGGUGUCGGUCCUUGAGCGGGCGCCAUGCGGUCCCUGAACAUCACGCCGGAGCAGUUCGCACAGCUCCUGCGGGACAACAACGUGACGCGGGAGCAGUUCAUUGCUCUCUACGGGCUGCAGCCGCUAGUGUACAUCCCGGAGCUGCCGGGACGCACCAAGGUGGCCUUCGUCCUCAUCUGCGUUCUCAUCUUCGCCCUGGCGCUCUUCGGCAACUGCCUGGUGCUCUACGUGGUGACCCGCAGCAAAGCCAUGAGGACCGUCACCAACAUCUUCAUCUGCUCCCUGGCGCUCAGCGACCUCUUCAUCGCCUUCUUCUGCGUGCCCUUCACCAUGCUGCAGAACAUCUCCUCCAACUGGCUCGGCGGUGCCUUUUCUUGCAAGAUGGUGCCAUUUGUUCAGUCCACUGCUAUUGUAACUGAGAUUCUUACAAUGACCUGCAUUGCUGUGGAAAGACACCAGGGAAUUGUGCAUCCACUAAAAAUGAAGUGGCAGUACACCAAUAAAAGAGCUUUCACGAUGCUUGGCAUAGUCUGGUUGCUGGCUCUUAUUGUUGGGUCACCCAUGUGGUACGUGCAACAGCUUGAGGUUAAAUAUGACUUUCUAUAUGAAAAAGUGCAUGUUUGUUGCUUGGAAGAAUGGACCAGUCCCAUUUAUCAGAAGAUAUAUACGACCUUUAUUCUUGUUAUACUCUUCCUUCUUCCACUGAUGCUGAUGCUUUUUUUGUACACUAAAAUUGGCUAUGAACUCUGGAUUAAGAAACGAGUGGGAGAUGCUUCAGUUCUUCAAACCAUUCAUGGGAGCGAAAUGUCUAAAAUAUCAAGGAAGAAGAAGCGAGCAAUUGUUAUGAUGGUGACAGUGGUGUUUCUCUUUGCAGUCUGUUGGGCCCCUUUCCAUGUGAUUCACAUGAUGAUGGAGUACAGUAAUUUUGAGAAGGAGUAUGAUGACGUGACAAUCAAAAUGAUCUUUGCAAUUGUCCAGAUCAUAGGAUUCUUCAAUUCUAUUUGCAACCCUAUUGUGUAUGCUUUCAUGAAUGAGAACUUCAAGAAAAAUUUUCUGUCUGCCCUCUGCUUCUGCAUUAUGAAAGACAACAUAUCCCCAGGCAGGCAGCCUGGGAACUCAGGAAUUACUAUGAGGAGGCAAAAGCCAAGUGCAUCUCAGAGAGAUCCCAUGGAUUUGGAUGAAGGCAGGAGGGAGGCAUUCAGUGAUGGCAACAUCGAGGUCAAGUUCUGUGAUCAGCCAGCUUCCAAAAAGAAUUCGAAAAGGCACCUUGUCCUGUUCAGCUCUGAGCUUACUGUGCACUCUGCAGUAGGAAAUGGACAGUAGCACCACAAGGGGUUCGGGAAUGGAGAAGUCAUCCUCUUUAUGAUCAUUUCAAUAAGCCAUUUAAAAGAGUUUGCUACUUUGCAUGCCGAAAUGAGGAGGGAAGAUGUGGACUCUAAUAAUGUUGGGAUAGUGACUGAGAAAAAGUAAUAUUUAUUUUAUAAUGACGAGGAAUAAAACUUUGGAAAAAAACAUUUCUUCCUGACCUAAUGUAGGGCUUGUUUGCCCUCCACUUUAGGUAAACAAAAAAACUGCUGCUUGCUCCAUUUAUUGUGUGUCUGGACUGUACACAGCUGAAUGCCAGAAGACAGGAACUAUGGAGAGAAUGUGCACCGUUUUGGGACAACUUGGAAGUCUGACAUGGGGCUGACAUUGUAAGAUCUACUUUCUGCAGCUUUGAGGACUGAGCAGCUUCAGAUCUGAGUUCAGGAAAGAUGGAGAGUGAGAUGCAAUUCUAUUUAAGGAAAAAAAAAAAAGGAAUAUGAAAGAGUUAUCCAGAUCAUGACUCUGAAGAGAUUUAAGAAUUAAACAUCACAUGCAUGUUCAGAUUUUGUUAACAGGAAGCAUAUUAGUAAUUAACAAUGCAUGCAUAAUUACUGUGCUGUUUUUUACAGGUUUAUUCUUGGGUACAAAUUUAAAUGUCAUUGUACUGCCCUGGAAACUGCAUUGUUCUGCUGAAAAAUGGAGAAGCUGAAAAAGUGCUUUACAAGAGAGUGCAGAUGCAGGAGGUGUGGUCUGUAGAGUAAACACUGAAUUGAACUUCCAGUCAUGCUUGGACAUGCCACUGUCAGGUUGAAAGGGUGGGCCUGAUCCAGAGCCUGUUGGGACUUCACAGAAGACUUUCAAUGGAAUAUCAUGGUCUUUUGACCAGACACUUCUCUGAGGACAUGCUUGUAUUUUCUGUCUGUCCAUCAUCUUCAAAGGGCAUUAAUUGGUGUCUGAGAACGGGGCCAGUGCUUUAUUUUAGGCUUCACAGUAAAUUGUGGGGUUGAUAUCCAUAUAAAUUCUAAAUUAAAAAUUUUGCUCUCAGUGGGCCAAACUGCAAAAUUGCAAAGGUAUGUUUGCAAGUGUGGGACUGGGGGAGAAGGGUGAUCUAAACUGGUACACUGGGAUCUGAUCCCAUAAAUGAGGCCUUGAAAUACAGAAUGUGCCACUUCAGCUGAGGUUAGUUUGGAUCCUUUAACAGCCUGUAAAAAGUCAGUGCUGUCUUCUGUCACCCCUUGC
Messenger RNA from Vidua macroura (Pin-tailed whydah), 2577 nucleotides. RefSeq names its product pyroglutamylated RFamide peptide receptor (gene QRFPR). The record is from RefSeq and is a predicted model, not a curated record. Gene Ontology annotation, cellular component: membrane. Lineage: Eukaryota; Metazoa; Chordata; Aves; Passeriformes; Viduidae. The transcript is spliced from 6 exons. Gene Ontology annotation, molecular function: neuropeptide Y receptor activity; peptide binding. Gene Ontology annotation, biological process: G protein-coupled receptor signaling pathway. The coding region runs from base 58 to 1356 and encodes 432 amino acids.